Drosophila busckii is the source of this 2257-nucleotide messenger RNA. It is a transcript of the gene Fatp2, whose product is annotated as long-chain fatty acid transport protein 1. Gene Ontology annotation, molecular function: long-chain fatty acid transmembrane transporter activity; long-chain fatty acid-CoA ligase activity. The coding region runs from base 113 to 2236 and encodes 707 amino acids. The record is from RefSeq and is a predicted model, not a curated record. Lineage: Eukaryota; Metazoa; Arthropoda; Insecta; Diptera; Drosophilidae. Gene Ontology annotation, biological process: triglyceride homeostasis. The transcript has 5 exons. Gene Ontology annotation, cellular component: endoplasmic reticulum.
ACAUCAAUCAUAGUCAGCAUAGACGCAAUCAUCAAAAAACGUAUUCAAGCAUAAAUAGCAAACAAAACAAGUUAACAAUUUUGGCCAAAAACCAUACAAAUAUUGAUCCAUCAUGAUGAAAAGCACCGACAAUAUGCCAUUGGUUGAGGAGGGCGUCGAACCGCCGCCAAAUGAGACACGCCUAACCAUUUGGCAUAAGGUAACAAAUGCCACUUCGACUACUUGCAACAGCAGCCCAACUGCAAAGAGCUCGAACUGCAGUCGACGCCGCUGGCUGUGGUUUGGACUUUUGACACCCGCCUUGAUGGCGCUAACUGGGUUAAUUUUCUAUCAGCAGGGACUUUGGUAUGGCCUGGCUGCGCUCUAUGGCAGCUUAAUGCUGCUGCUGCUAAUCAAGCCAGGCUGGCGUUGGUUCUAUAUAGCUGCAGUAACUGGACCCAGAGAUACUGUCGGCGUUAUUGCCUACAUACGUCUGCUGCUGUUUGUAAAGCGUCAGCAGCGCAAGAAUCUGAAUGUGGCUGACCUCUUCGAGGCCAAUGUGGCGCAGCAUCCCGAUAAGCUCGCCAUAAUCAGCGACUCGCAGCAGUGGAGCUUUCGGCAGUUGAAUGAGCACGCGAAUCGCGUUGCCAACGUUUUUCAUAGUCAUGGCUAUAAGAAGGGCGAUGUGGUGGGUCUGCUGCUGGAGAAUCGCGCCGAGUUUGUUGCCACUUGGCUGGGCUUGUCCAAAAUUGGCAUCAUUGCUCCUUUGAUCAAUACAAAUUUGCGUGGCACUUCACUGCAGCACAGCAUUAAAGUUGGACAAUGCACUGCUUUGAUUUAUGGCAGCAGCUAUAGAACGGCUGUCAUGGAUAUAGCCAGAGAUCUGCCAGCGCAUGUGGCGCUAUAUCAGUUCAAUGAUGCUGGCCAGACUAGCGUCAGCUCUGAGGGUUUGGCUCAGGGACUGUCGCAGCAGUUGAAUGAGCUGCUGCAUGCUGCACCCAAGGAUAAAGUCGCCUCUGGUGCAAGUCGUGCCGAUCAUCAUGAUAAACUGGUUUAUAUUUAUACGUCGGGCACUACGGGACUACCCAAGGCAGCGGUUAUCACUCAUGCGCGCUACUUCUUUAUAGCAGCUGGCAUACAUUACACUCUAGGAUUCAAGGACAAGGAUGUUUUUUACACUCCCUUGCCGCUUUAUCACACCGCUGGUGGUGUCAUGAGCAUAGGUCAAAUGCUGCUCUUUGGCUCCACUGUGGUCAUACGCAAGAAAUUCAGUGCCUCCGGCUACUUUGCAGACUGCGCGCGUUUUAAUUGCACAAUCGGACAAUAUAUAGGCGAAAUGGCGCGCUAUAUACUGGCCACAGCAGCAGCGCCACAUGAUCGCGAGCAUCAGAUACGCUUAGUAUUUGGCAAUGGACUGCGCCCGCAGAUUUGGCCACAGUUUGUGGAACGCUUCAACAUAGCCAAAGUGGGCGAGUUCUAUGGCGCCACCGAGGGCAAUGCGAAUAUUAUGAACAAUGAUAAUACAGUGGGUGCCAUUGGUUUCGUUUCACGCAUAUUGCCACAAGUGUAUCCCAUCAGCAUUAUACGCGCCGAUCCGCAUACGGGCGAGCCGCUGCGCAAUGAGCGCGGACUCUGCGAGCUGUGCGCACCACAUGAGCCCGGCGUAUUCAUAGGCAAGAUUGUCAAGGGUAAUCCUAGUCGUGAGUUUUUGGGCUAUGUGGAUGCCAAGGCGUCGUCCAAGAAGGUUGUGCACGAUGUUUUCUGCAAAGGUGAUAUGGCUUUCAUCUCUGGCGAUUUGCUGGUGGCAGAUGAGCGUGGCUAUUUGUACUUCAAGGAUCGCACGGGUGAUACUUUUCGCUGGAAGGGCGAGAAUGUUUCUACCAGCGAGGUAGAGGCGCAGCUGAGCAAUCUUAUUGCCUACAAGGACACAAUAGUCUAUGGUGUGUGCAUACCGCAGACUGAGGGACGCGCCGGCAUGGCAGCCAUUUAUGAUCCUACACGAGAAGUUAAUGUUGCCACACUGGGUGCACAACUCGCCGCCAGCUUGCCCAACUAUGCGCGUCCAGUGUUUCUGCGCUUCCUGCGUCGCAUCGACUUGACGGGCACGUUCAAGCUGCGCAAGGUGGAGCUGCAACAACAGGGCUUUGAUCCAAAUGUCAUUGAGGAUGAGCUGUACUAUGUACAGCCAGAUGGCAGCUAUGCGCCUCUUACACAAGUCAUCUACGAGCGCAUUCAACUCAACGAGCUGCGCUUCUAAACGCAGCAGCUUAGACUAAUA